Molecule: messenger RNA, 3041 nt
Organism: Frieseomelitta varia
Lineage: Eukaryota; Metazoa; Arthropoda; Insecta; Hymenoptera; Apidae
Product: golgin subfamily A member 2-like
Exons: 12
Coding region: 143-2761 (872 amino acids)
Biological process (GO): Golgi organization
Cellular component (GO): Golgi apparatus; Golgi cis cisterna; cis-Golgi network
Source: RefSeq, a predicted model, not a curated record
UGUAAUUAAGUCAAUGGAUGAGAUAGCGAUUAUUAGGCAUGAGUGUGAGAUAACCUCGGUAGCAAAUACUACAAUAUUUUUAAUUAUGACAAUGUAAAUACUUGUGCUAGAAUAAAAUCAAGGAUUUCACUUAUUAGUUCCCAUGUCACACGACAACAUGAAUUUAAGCAAAAGCGAGAAACUGUUGGCUGCUAAAAAAAAGCUCAGGGAAUUUCAAUUAAGUAAAAUGCAAAAUAAUCAGGAUGCUUCUAUAAAACAAAAACAUCAGUCUGUCAAUUUAUUACCUCAACAAUACCAAAUUGUAAAAACUGACACAUCGCAUUUAGAAGUUAUACCUAAUGCAUCCACAGCAGAAAUUCCAGAAAAUGAUACGUUUGCAGUUCAAGAAUUUCAAAAAAACGAAGUAUCAUCUGUUAAUUUAGUAGCAACUUCAGAAAAUGCUAUAAAUCAUGAUAAAGUGCAUUAUUCUGCAGAAGAGACUACUAAUACAGAAACUGUACAAGAACUGAACAUACCAGAGAUGGAAAAGAAAGUGGAUUUAAAUGAUUUUCCAAAGGUGCAAAAAGAACAUCUUUUGAAGAUGGCUUCUGCAGUUGCAGAUGUUUUAACGAAUGAAUCAGAAUAUGCAGAAACAUCCCUUGAUUCUGAUUUAAUAUGUCAUAAUCAAUUUUUAAGUUCCUAUUUGGAAGAGCAGAAAAAGAUUGUUAACGAAUUGCAUAUAGAACUUAGUAAUGCUCAUAACAGGAUUUCAGAGUUAGAAACUAAAUUAGAGGGAAAGGAAACAGAAUUUCAGAUACAAUUAGCACGAGAAGUAAAUCCUUUAAAAGAGCAACUUCAAGUUCAUGCCCAGACUACUGGAAUUCUAAUAGCAGAAAAAGCAGAACUUACUGCUGCUCUUAAUCAAGCUCAGCAAAGUGUCAGACAAACUUCAGAGGAAGCUGAAGAAAUGACCAAAAAAUUAAAAAAUUCACAAUUUCGCAUAGCUGAAUUCGAGAAAGAAAUAUCCGCAAUAAAAAAUAAUAAUGAAGAAUUAAGGAAAAAUAUUCAUCAAAUACAAAAUGACUAUGAUUCUGUUAACAAUAAAAUGUUUGAGUUGAGGAAAGAAAAAGAAGAUUUGAACCUGGAGGCAUCAGAAUUGAAGCAAAAACUGAAUUUGAAAAAAACAGAAUUAAUUGCUAUGCAACAAGAACUUCAAGAAAAGACAGCAUUGCUUUCAUUAAGUGAACUUCGAAUACAGCAGAUGAAAGUUGCUACAACAACGGAAGAGGAAAAGCAUGCAGUAAAUCUUUUAGAGCAAGAAUUAGCACAAACUAAAGAAUCUUUGAGAAUUGUUAGUACUGAAAAAGAUGAAGCUAAUAAGCAGUACCAGAAUUAUGUUAAACAAUUAGAUGCUCAGCAGGCAAAAUUAUCAGAAGAGAUAAAAACACAAAAAAGAAUUAUAGAAGAUGCACAACAAAGAGAAGAAAGUUAUAUGCAAAGAAUUUCAGAACUUGAGCGACAGUUACAACAAGAAAGAGAAAAAGUAGAGAAUCUAUCGUCUUUGCAAGAUCGUAAAAAUAAAAUAGAUGAAACAGAUCAGCUGAAAAAUAUGGAACUUAUAGAACUUACAUUAGAACAAGAAAAACUUCAUAUUGAACUAUCUGAAAAAGAUUCACAGAUUGAAAUGUUAACAAAAAAUUUGAAUGAUUUACGAGAUGCGAAUAAUCAACAAGCAGAAGUAACAAAACUAGUCACUGCCCUUGAAAGUGAACAGUUAGGAGCAUCUAGAGCAGUUCAACAAAAUAGACAAUUAAAGGAACAACUUACUGAUAUGGAAAAUGCUUUUGUUUCUUUGAGUAAUGCUAAAUUGGAUUUAACUGAACAACUUCAAGCAGAGCGUUCUAUAGGAAGAAAGUUAAAUGCUCAAUUAAAUAAUGUAGAAAGUGAGUUGGAACAAUUGAAAGAAAAAUUAAGAGAAAAAGAAUCUAUUCUUGAAGAGGUUGAGAAAGAAAAACUUCAGAAUGCUCAAAUAGCAGAUCAAAUACAACACUAUCAAGCACAAUCACAUCACGCAGAUACUUUCCAACGAGAACUUCAACAUGCUCUAGCUACUAUAGAAAAAUUAGAAAAAGAAAAACAAAUUCUUACGGAAAAACUGAAAGAAAAGAGUGCAGAAAUUGAUCAAUAUUCUAUGAAUACUAAUAAUAAUGUAUCAAAUUUGGAAAGAAAUGUACAAAUAGAAAUGUUGAAUGAAAAUAAUGUUACCAUUUCUGAACCUAUGAAAAAACUUGAACAAAGAUUUAAAGAAACAAUGGAACGAGUUGCAGAGCUUACAGAAGAGAAACAGAAACUUGAGCAUCUUGUUUUACAGCUUCAAAGUGAGACCGAGACAAUAGGAGAAUAUAUAACAUUAUAUCAAAAGCAAAGAGCAGUUCUACAAAAUAGAGCAAUAGAAAGAGAACAGGUAUUUCGACAAUUACUUGAACAGAGAAAUCAGCAACAAGAGCAAUUGCAUAAAUUAAAAGUUUUGGUUAGUGACUUCCUUAGCAAGGAAUAUAUACAUUCCAAUGGAACAGAAUGUCGAGUUGAAGCAGAAAUAGAUUCUAAUGAGUCUAUAGUUGUGAAAAGAAAAAAGGAAGUCAUAGAUCCACAAGAAGAAAACAAAAAUGUAUCGGAACUUCUAGAUGUUUUGACGGAGAUAAAAGAUUGUAAAGAUUCCUGUAUGUUUGAACUGAAUUUUCAUCCGUGUCCUUGGUGUUCCGGAAAAUUAAUCACAGUAUAAAGGAUAUGCUAUGUACAUAUCUUAUAUUUUUAGUAUAGAAUAUUAACAUAAAAUUUUUAAUCAGCAACGAUUUGUAGGACAUAAUUGUAUAUAAGAUAAAAUCUAUAAAAAUUGCAAUUUGUAAAUGAUCGAUGUGAAAAAAAGGAGGUUUUCAUCAAGAACAGUUGCACUUUUUUAUAAUGUAUAAAAAACAAAUCAUUUAAGCCAAAAAUAUUAUUUAAAAAAAUUAUUUUUUCCGUACUUGCUUCUUUACUGCUUGUCUUAAUAGAAAAAUAUAUUU